Bufo gargarizans (Asiatic toad) is the source of this 1015-nucleotide messenger RNA. RefSeq names its product progesterone receptor membrane component 1 (gene PGRMC1). Gene Ontology annotation, cellular component: membrane; endomembrane system. The record is from RefSeq and is a predicted model, not a curated record. Lineage: Eukaryota; Metazoa; Chordata; Amphibia; Anura; Bufonidae. The transcript has 4 exons. The coding region runs from base 213 to 749 and encodes 178 amino acids.
GCGGAGGAGGCAGCGCAGCGCCAGUGUGCGGGACGUUCCAGCGCUGGUGAGUGCGGGCUGUGCUGUGUCUCCGGGGGAUAGUGCGUACGGUCCGUCGGCAGCGCGGUAAGGGAGUAUUCACACCUGGCGGACUUGUGGCGGUCCUUUAGGAAUACACCCCUGUGUGUGGACCUUACUGAAGUGCUCCGAGACCACCUGUAGCACCAGCGACCAUGGCUGAGGAGGGCAUCCUGCAGGAGAUCUUCACCUCCCCCCUCAAUAUCUGCCUCCUGUGCCUGUGCCUCUACCUGCUCUACAAGAUCCUGAGGGGGGACAAGCCCCCGGAGUCGGAGGAGAGCCAGGAGGAGCGCCUGCCCAAAAUGAAGAGGAGAGACUUCACAGUGGCCCAGCUGAAGGAGUACGAUGGGGCGCAGAACCCCAGGAUCCUCAUGGCCAUCAAUGGCAAGGUGUUCGAUGUCACCAGGGGCAAGAAGUUUUAUGGGCCAGAGGGACCUUACGGUGUGUUUGCUGGCCGAGACGCCUCACGAGGUCUGGCCACCUUCUGCCUGGAUAAAGAAGCCCUGACGGACACGUUCGAUGAUCUGUCAGACCUGACAGCUUCCCAGAAGGACACGCUAAGUGACUGGGAAUCGCAGUUUACCUUUAAGUACCAUCAUGUCGGGAAGCUUCUGAGAGAUGGAGAGGAGCCCACAGAAUAUACCGAUGAAGAGGACAUAAAAGAUUCUUCAGAUCAGAAGAAGAUAAACUAAAGAAGCAAGUUUUAGUAUGACCUCUACCAUUCCAGAGCGCGCAUUGUAAUUGCUUCAACCAUAGUCUACGAUAUUAUGUGCACAAGUAGAUGCCAGCAAUGGUGAUCCCGAAUGUUAUUGCAGCACCUUCUGUGCCCCACCUUUCCUAUUUCUCUCUUGCUAGGAGCCGUGUUUAAUUGCAAGGCUCUCUAUGAUGCACUUAGAGCACCCUAUAUAACACUAAAUUCCUAAUACUGUAAAAUGUAACAUGGAUGAGCGUCACAAUC